Syngnathoides biaculeatus (alligator pipefish) is the source of this 5930-nucleotide messenger RNA. It is a transcript of the gene znf318, whose product is annotated as zinc finger protein 318. Gene Ontology annotation, cellular component: nucleoplasm. The coding region runs from base 449 to 5527 and encodes 1692 amino acids. The record is from RefSeq and is a predicted model, not a curated record. Gene Ontology annotation, molecular function: zinc ion binding; nucleic acid binding. Gene Ontology annotation, biological process: positive regulation of DNA-templated transcription; negative regulation of DNA-templated transcription. The transcript is spliced from 11 exons. NCBI's taxonomy places the organism in Eukaryota, Metazoa, Chordata, Actinopteri, Syngnathiformes, Syngnathidae.
UUGCGGCUUUGCCCUUCGGGGCCCCCGUACUUACGUCAUCAAUAGUCGGCCGUCGCACGAUGAAGCCAGUUUUCGGAAGUCGCUUGAAACAGAGCUCUUAUUUCGGAUCUUGGAAAGGACGCUCCGUUCCACCAAACGUUGAACGUUGAGCAAAGCUGGCUUUAACGCUUGGAGAUUGGACUUUUCGAAGAGGCCAACGGACAGUUUGCAAGGAAGAAGUCGUACCCACCCGCUCUCCAGGCCGCUAGGCGGCGGUUAUGCCGUCUGCUGAACCGCCACUCGAACGCAAGAAGCGAGAAGAAGACGAGCACGGAUCCCGCUGGCGGACAUUUAGCUUUAGCAUCGGUUUGUUGUUGGUGUCGCUUGGCCGGCUCUACUUCACCAAAUUUCAAGUGCGCCGUGAGUUGCUUUCGGUCGGGUUGCCGUUCGCUCCCUCGCACGGCGAAACAUGUUCCGCGGUCGGCCGCCGCCGCGGGGCUUUUACCGGCCGCCUUUCGAGGCCCGCGGCCCGCACCCGUCGGCGGGCCACAGAGACGACAGGAUGCGGGGCAGAGCUCCUUACCACUCUGGGCACUACCACCGCGGACCCCCUGACUUCCGUCGUUCUCCGCCGCACCGCGGCGGCUACUAUCAUCCCGGCUCCGGAGGACCCCGAGGAGGCCACCACCACCACCACCGCCCCGCCGCCCCGCUCAGGGAGAGGUCUCCGUCGUCUCCUCGCCCUCGCUUCCCCAUCGACCACAAAGUCGUCAUCACUGUCGGCAACGAGCUGACGAGUUCCGCACCUCCGCGUCACGUCGACAGAGACCGAAGUCCGGUCCGGAGUCGCGGAUGCAGCGGGAGUCGGGCGAGGAGCAAGAGCCGCCACCGCAGCUGGGGUCGCAGUAGGUCCAGGUCCAGAUCUAGAUCCAGAUCAAGAUCCAGAUCUAGAUCUAGAGGGCGCAGUCGAGGGCGGGCAUCCAGCAGAGCGCCCAGCCGGGCCUGCAGUCGCAGCAGCUCCAGCGGCAGCGAGCGGACCUGCGACUCCAAAACGUUCAACGAGCUCAACGUGGCGCGACGGAGGAAGGAGCUGGAAGACUUGUUGUGUCUGCCCACCAAGUCCAUCCUGAAGAAACGCUCAGACUACGAAAAGUCUCCUUCAGUCAGGCAUUCCGACUCAGGCCUGUCUCACGUGGCCGAGGAGCUUCUACGGGCUGUCAAAGGGUUGGAGCCGGCCGCCGUGGCGUCCGUGUUGACCGAACUGCGGUCCGACGCGCAGAUGUCGCAGCGAGCAGUUCUCAACACAGAAAUCAAGGAAAUCCUAAACUUGCUGGACCCACCCAAGAGUCCGGCGGGCGACAUCGACGACGAGGAAAAGUUUCUCUACGGAGACUCCGAGGAACCCAAGACUCCGCUUUUAUCCCAGCCGCUCCAAAACAACACGUUUGAUCUCUAUGGGGAUGUAACGGAGGAGGUUCUGUAUGGAGAUCAAGUGCCCUACGCCGCUGCCCCUGCCCCUGUCCCUGCGGUGGUUGCGUCGCCUACUGCCGGCAAGGUCCACGCUGACUGGGCCCCCUCGGUUUCCACCUCUGUUCCCUGCAACGCGACACAGGCUUCGACUCCGGGACCCCCGGCGGAGGAAGAGAGCGAUCCGCAUGCACUGGAUGACUACCAGAAGCUCCAAAACCUGUUUAAGACUAUCGGCUUGGACCUAGGCGUGACUGAGAUCAGCAAAUUGGCUGCCAGGACCAAGGAGCGCCUGCACGGAAGUAAGCCUCCCAACGCCCCCAAGACGCCCAAGCGGCGCACGCGCUACUCUUCUGGCAGCUCGGACGACGGGUGCAGAAGGCACAGCGGCGGCAGCUCGGACGAUGACAAACGGCCCCGCGGCACCGGGCGGGGUCGCAGCUGGAAGGAUGGCGGACGAGCGGACAGCUGGAGCAAAGAUGGCAGCUGCGGAAGCAGCACUAGUCCCGGCGAGGCGCCGCCUCAAACGGCGGGGCCCGAGGCCGCUGGCCCUCCCUCGGCGGCACCCGUCCCGCCGCCACUGCCCGUCCAGUCCUCCUACCAGCCCCCGCCGCACACGCACGGCAUGAUGCCACCGAGCUACCCGGCGCCGGGCUACGGCCAGUACGGGAACUUCCUGCCGUACGCGCACUCGCAGUGGCCGCCCGUGUACCCCCCUCCUGGCAUGCCGCUGCCCCCGCAGACCCCUGGCGCGAACAACUUCCCGCUUUCUUUGCCCUUCAACCAACCUGACAGCCAGCCGCCUGCGGAGCCUCAGGUCAAAGGUACACUCAAAUCUUCUUGGCUCACUGGGACAAGACCGGUCUCCACUCAGGUGUCAGAGCAAGAGAACAACGAAAGCCAGAAGCAGAAGGUUCUGGAGGAACGUGAAAAUCUGAGGCAGGAGCGAGAGCAGCGCAUGAAGAAAAAGGAGUACCUCAUGAAAGAACUGGAGCGGCUCCGGAAACAACAAGGUGAGCUGCUGAGGAAGAAACGUCGCGAGAAAGACGGUCACAAAGACCCUCUCCUGCAGGAGAUAAGCCUGCUGCAAGAGGACGUCAUGAUGCAGAUUUCCAAUCUGCGGAAGGAGCAUGAGGCGGCCGAAAGGAAGCGCAGCGAGAUCGACAAGGUGGCGCUCAUCUUGGGGCUCGGACCCUCUGACCGUCCCCGCGUAACACCCCAAGUUCCGAAAGACUCUGUGGUGGCCAGGCCCCACAAAAGUAGAGCACCCACGGAGCAGAGUCCCGAGUGCCAAGAAGAUGGCGGCGGCGGCGGCGGCAGCAGCAGCAGCAGCAGCAGCAGUAGCAGUAGCAGCAGCAGCGUGCAGAUGAAGCAGAACAUCUCAGAACCGAAUCAGGCACCAGACAUUUCCCCAACUCUGCCACCUGAGCCGUUUGAGUAUUAUGAUGCCGGAAACCAUUGGUGCAAAAACUGUAACCUCACCUCGGGCUCCAUGUUUGAUUUCUUUACUCACUUGCACAGCAAAACCCACCGAAAGACUUUGGAUCCGUAUGAGCGUCCAUGGGCCUCAUUGCCAAGCAAAAUGGAGAAGAUGUCGCAGACAGAAGAAAAGCAGACGAAACCGGCUAAAGGUUCCGAGUUCUUACUUCCAGUGCGAGGAUUUUUCUGUCUACUGUGCGAAAAGUUAUUCGGAGACGCCAUCUGUGCAGAGGAGCACGUCACCACUCACUGUCACAAUGAGCACUACAAGAAAAAAAUGCACGAGAACCCGCUGUACGAGCGGAGGAGAAACCUGGACCGCCAAGCUGGGCUGGCCUCCAACCCCUCAGGAAAGAAACGCAAACACGAGGAAGACAGGGGUGACAAAAUGAAAGGAAAAAGGGAGAGAAAAGACGCCCCCUUGUUGAAAGCGGUAAAAGAGGAAGAGAAACCAAAAGUAUCAAAGAAAAAUGAAGAUAGAAAUACAAAUGCUUGUUACUCAAAGAAAGAGGACGACGAAAAGUUCAGAUACAAGAGUGACAAGUACCGUUGGUGCGCAGAGGAAGAGGAAAGGCUGAAUUGGAGGAGAGAUGAGGAAGAGCGACACAAACAAGGCCAGGAAGGACGCCAUUAUCGACACCACCGUCAGGAAGAGAAUCCAUAUGAGCGCCGGCCGAGACAUGACGACAGACACAAACUGGAAAAACACGAGUGUGAACGAGAAAACUCAGAGAAGGGCGCAGAUAAGGACAUACGAGGGGUCAGCAAGCAACUGGAAGGUGUGGUCAAGCCCUAUGACCCACCCAAAAUCUUUUGUGGACCAAGUCCAGCCAUGAGAGCCAAACUCCUCAAACAGAGCUCGGACACCGCAAAACUGUCACCGGCCUUCGGAAAGUUCACCUGGAAGAAACGGGAGAAUCAGCUGGCUAAAGACGCCCAGAAAGCUGCUGCUGAGUUCAUCAAGGAAGAUGAACAAGCUGCCAAAGAUGCAAAUCUCCUCAUAGAGGACUCCUUCGCAAAAUCCAUGGCCUUUGCCAAAGAGAUUGCUCAAAAAUUGUCUGCAACAAGCACCUCACCUACGCCGUGGAUGUCAAGUGGCACCAUCAAAUCACAGAUGCAGGCUAACUUUGCAGCACCUGCCGCAGCACUAAAGAAAGUGUACACUGUGAGAAAACCUGCACCUGCGAACACUGUCCCUUGCGUACCACCUGAGGGCUCAGGUACAAUGCUACCACCUUCAGGGGAUGGACCCAUGUUUCCUUCUCUCCAGAAACUACCGGAAACUAAGGAGAAUAUUCCAAACACAACAUCCUCUAAGUCAGAGGUUCAACGGUUGUCUGGUCCUGGCCCGUCAGUCCCCAGAACAGCCUCACAUGUGUCAAGUCCUACCCUUGCAGUUGUCAGACCAGCUCUAUCUGUGUCAACUCCUACCCUGGAAGUAGUUAGACCAGACCUAUCUGUGUUAAGUCCCACCGUGGCUGUUGUUAGACCAGCUCCACCAUUAUUCCAUUCUGCCCCUUCAGGCCCGAGAUCAUCUUUACCUGUGCCAAGCCCACCCUCGUCGGUUCGGAGAACAGCUCCACCUGUGUCUCCAUUGGCCUCGAGGCAUGCUACAACACCAUCCAGGGUCAUGGUCAACCCGGCUCCCGAAGUACCGCAACCCGUCCAGUCAGGUGUUGAAGCAGAAGUGGUAGACAUGGAGCCAGAUGUGGCGGCUCCUGGAGUUCCAGAGAGCGAGCAAACUCACACAGUGUUCGUUAAACCUCCGCCAAUUUUCAGCAUGGUGGAUGGAGGUCAGAGGUCUGAAAAACCAAAAAGUAACCUGGCUGCAGCUAAAGUCCAGGACUUAUUUGGUAUCCUGUACAGCUCUAAGGGAAAGCCAGGACCCUUAUCCUUGGCAAAGUCAACUCCAGCAGAGAAAAGUGAGACACUUAAAGGUCCGAGUCCACCCCAGCCUUCAGCCCAACUUUCAGACACAUCUCCACUGCCGGAUCCUCAACUAGCGCCAACCCCCCAACCCCAGCUCCAGUUAGAUCUUCAGAUUGAAUCAGUUUGGUCUUUGCAGAGCAGUCCUGAGCGAGCACCUGAGGGCACUCUGGUCAACAUUUCUGCUGAAAGUCAACAUGAAGAGCGUCCUGAAAGCACACCAGCACACUCAUCACAAACUCAGCAGGUCCAAACUUGUGAACUCCAACCACAUGAUGAAAGUCCUGUCAGGGGCCAUCCAGAACCACUCCAAGAAACUCCUCCACCAACACCAAUCGAGCCCAAAUCGACUCCUGGUCCCAGAACGCGAGGGAAAAACGCUCAAAAGAGAACACCCCCCGCGUCCCACGUCCCUGUCCGACAAACCCGAUCCCAAACCAGAUCCCAGAACAGGCAGCAUCUUAAAGACCAGUCCCCGGGAGCUGCUGACCGGAAUCUCCCGGCGUCCCCGGCAGAUGCUGACCGGAAGCUCUCGGCGUCUCCGGGAGAUGCUGACGGGAAGCUCUCAGACUUGCCAGAUGGCUGCUCUGGGAUUCCUCAAGGUGAUGGGAUAGCACAAUUAACAUCUGACAACCUCCACUCUUCUGGAUCCGUGACUGAUUUGGAUCUCGAGUAGAUGGAGAUGAGCUAGCCUCCUUUUUAUAAGGUCUUAAACCUUAGCAGUGUGUUAAUACACACUGGCUUUGUUGAACGUUUUUGUUCUAUGAUUCCAUGAAAGACUUGGAAAAGAAUUUCUUCUGUUGUACAGGGAUUGGUCCUGUAGCUACAGAAACUCAAAAGACAGUUCUUUGUCAUUCCAUGGUUCCAGAUCCACUCCCAUAUUUGUUCCCGGCUUAACGUCCCUUUGUCGUGCCGCUGGUAGCUGCGCUUAGACUAGAUUCGUCCUAGUGGUCUUCCUCCUUCCUUGGAGAACGUUGAAGGACGGACUGGUGCUGGCACACUUGGCCCAGUGAGUGUAUGGAAUGUGUUUCCCUUUGCUGGUCUUCAAGAUGUUUUAAUAAAAAUUACUUUGGGUCAGA